Molecule: messenger RNA, 2547 nt
Organism: Dentiscutata heterogama
Lineage: Eukaryota; Fungi; Glomeromycota; Glomeromycetes; Diversisporales; Gigasporaceae
Source: the annotation of a GenBank genome assembly
AUGAAUAUACCUAAUGUGAAUGAUGAGUUUUCUACUUUGGAAGCCUUAGAGGAAGCUGCUCAGGCUGCUGCUAAAGCCCAAGGUUUUGCUUUUUCACGACGUAGUAGCAACUUAAAUGGUAUUAAUGGCAAGUCUCCAUAUGUCAUUUUACAAUGUACAAAAGGUGACAACUGGCGCAAUAAUUGGGGUAUAACUUCUGAAUCACGUAAACGAAAAUCAAAAACCAAACGAUGUAAUUGUCCUGUGCGCAUUAGAGCUACAGUGGCAAAAAAACAAUUAUCUAUUGUGUGGAUUAUUACGGAUGUUGAAUAUACUCAUAACCAUCCACUACUUAUAUCAAAUGAAGUAAUAAGCCUUCCACAACAUCGAUGUUUAAAUGUUGACCAAAAAAAACUUUUGCACGAUCUGUCUAAUAUUAAUACACCCACACGUAUUAUCACUACUGCUAUCAAUAAAAUUGAUAAUGGUGGUACUGUUUUACCUAAAGAUGUAGUGAACAAGCGAGCACGAAUUAGAUAUGCGCUCAAUGAAGGUCCUAAUACUGACAGUGCUCAAAAGCUUUUGCGUCCUUUUCAACAACGAGAUUAUAUGAUAGAGUUACUUAAAACACCAGACGGACACUUAACACAUUUGUUUUUUUCACAUGUUGAAGCAGCAAAGCAUACUGCAAAAUGUUAUGAAGUUUUAAUUGUAGAUGCCACUUACAAAACAAAUGUGUAUAAGUUUCCUCUUGUAAGUGCAGUCGGUAUUAGUAACAUCGCAAAUGAAAAAGGUUCUUUAAAAACAUUUCAGAUUGCAAUGGCGUGGAUAGAAAAUGAAAAUGAGGAUUCUUAUAAAUGGUUUUUGACGAUGCUUCGCAAAAAAAAAAGUUUUCCAGAAGCAAACAAAAUGCUAUGUACAUGGCAUUUGAUAGAUCAAAACCUUAAAACAAACUGUCGCAAGCUUUUUGAUAGUGACGAUGAUUAUAUGGAAUUUAAAAAAGAGGUCGAGGUUUUACAAUUAUCAUUUGAUGAAGAGCAUAUAAUAAUGGCAAUGAAAUCUAUUAAAAAUGCUGCAGAAAAGGCACAUGAUCCCAAAAAACCCUUGGCAUAUAUUGAUACUUUAAUGAAAGACUCUAAAUUGUGGAUUUACGCAUUUACAAAAAAUUUCUGCCAUAUGGGUAUCUCAACAACUGCACGUGCUGAAUCAUCACAUAGUGCUUUUAAACGAGCUAUAGAAACAGCUAGUGGAUUAGAAUCGGUUUUUGAAAACAUCGACCAAAGAAUGCGAGUACAAAAUCUCAAAAUGGCUGUAUAUACUGGUACCAAUAAAGUGGCAUGUGAUCCAUUCACUUUGCGUGAUUCUCGCUUUAGUGUGAUUAUUGGACAUAUAUCGACGUAUGCAAUUAAUAGAAUAAAAAAUCUUUUAGUUGAAAUUCAAGAAAAUUCAACAAAAUAUAGCGAAGCAACAACUUGUCAGUGCCUAAUAAGAAUUAAUUAUAAACUUCCGUGUUAUCACACAAUUCCUAAAGAAGGACCAAUCCCCCUUAAUAUUAUUGAUAAGCGUUGGUAUCUUAAUAGACCUGAUAUAAAAGAUCUUCCGAGUCCUUCUUUAGAGUUAUCAGCUACUGAUCCAGAAUUUUAUAAAGCCUUUCUUAAAGCUGAAGAAACAUUCUGUCAACUUCCGGAGGAUGCUUCUAUAAAAGCAGAAUUUAUAGCACGUAUUCAUCAGGCAGUUACAAUGCCACUUUCUGAACCUUUAAAAGCACCUAAGAUAAAAGUUUUAAAAGGUCGCCAUUCAGGAACCAAGCGCGAAAAACUUUUAAGUGAGAAGCAAGAUUUAGAGGCCAAAAAAAAAAAAAAGGUGUUACAUAAUUUACAAUCAAAGAUAAAUCAGGUCAAUGCUUUGCAAUCUCCUAUUACCUCUCAUAAAGAUGUUAAUAUAUACGAAGAUAGUAUACCAAUGUUUAUGAAAGAGUUCGUAUUAAGCUAUAUAAAUGUUCAGGGUGAUGGAAACUGUGGUUUCCGUGCUAUUGCUGUAUCACUUAAACUAUCUGAAGACAAAUGGCCAACUGUACGACAAACUAUUUUAGAUGAACUAAUUAAUCGAAAAGCCCAUUAUGUUCAACUAUUCAUUGAAGGUGAAAAUGAAUACAAUACAGUUGUCUCAAUUGUACAAUGGGAAAAAGGUCCUUGUGGUGUUGAAAACUGGAUGUUAAUGCCAUCCUUUGGAUAUCCGAUUGCCAAUGCUUUCAAACGCCCAAUUCACUACUUUAGUAGACAUCAAUGUUUAACAUUUCUGCCUGAUAAUAUCCCGUUGAAUAGAAACCAGCCUAUUGUUUUUGCCUUUAUUGACAAGCAAAAUCAUUAUAUUGCUAUAAGGUUAAAGCCAAAUGCACCCGUUCCGGUAAUUGUUAAUAGAUGGCAAAAUAUAUGCUCAAGUCAAAGUAAAAUUUGGGAAAAGCUUUUUGAAGCAAGAAUUUUACGCUUUCAGAAAGCCUUUGAGAAAGAGCACAGUUUAUAUUCAAAAGAUCAAGCAACUUCGAAUAUCGCUAUUGAUUUAUCUUAA